Rhizoctonia solani is the source of this 975-nucleotide messenger RNA. RefSeq names its product Reverse transcriptase (RNA-dependent DNA polymerase). The transcript has a single exon. The coding region runs from base 1 to 975 and encodes 324 amino acids. Lineage: Eukaryota; Fungi; Basidiomycota; Agaricomycetes; Cantharellales; Ceratobasidiaceae. The record is from RefSeq and is a predicted model, not a curated record.
AUGUUAGAUGGUACCAUUUCCCAGACUGGUUGCAUUUGGCACCAGGUCCAACUUGCAGUCUCAGCCAAUGGCUACACCCACUCUAUUCCCUUCCUAGUCUGCCCAAUUGGCAACACUCCAGCUAUACUUGGCAUGACAUGGCUCACAACAGAAGCCCCUCUCAUUGACUGGCAACAGGGAUUAGUUACAUUUCCCAAACAAGCUCAAAUUGCCUCUGAGGAAGAAUCUGACCCAAAUCCCCUGGUGGACCUACCCCCACAAUAUCACAAGUUUGCCAAGGUCUUUGGCAAAGAGGAAUUUAAGGCUCUCCCUCCACAUAGGGAAUACAACAUUGCCAUAUAUCUUCUUCCAGAUGCCAAGCUUACCCCUGGACCCUUAUAUUGCAUGACCAAUGCAGAAUCCAAAGCUCUGAAGCAACACAUUGACAAGGAAUUGGCAACAGGCAAGAUCUGCCCUAGCACAUCUUUGGCAGGAGCACCAGUCAUGUUUGUAAAAAAGGCAGAUGGCUCUCUGAGAUUGGUAGUAGACUACAGAAAACUCAAUGACAUAACCCACAAGAAUAUCUACCCACUACCAAGACAGGAUGACCUAAUGGCCAAGCUCAGACAUGCAAAACUGUUCACCAAGCUAGACCUAUGUUGGGGUUACAACAACGUACAAAUCAGAGAAGGUGACAAAUGGAAGACAGCUUUCAGGACAAAAUAUGGUUUAUUUGAAUACCUGGUCAUGCCAUUUGGCCUCACCAAUGCCCCAGCAGCUUUUCAACAUUUUAUGAACAAUCUAUUCAGGGACCUGAUUGAUGUUACAGUAGUCAUAUACUUAGAUGACAUACUCAUCUUCUCAGAAUACCCCAAGGACCACCCUACCCAUGUCAGAGAAGUCCUAUUGGAAUUAAUGAAGAACCAGCUGUUUUGCAAAUUGUCCAGGUGCCACUUCCAUGUCACAAUGGUUGAUUACUGUCCUAGACGUCUGUAA